AUGGGGCGAGACACUAUGUCCAUCCUUGACUCGAUCCAGCCAAGCGAGUUCGCCACCGAGGCCGACCGCUUCGCUGCCAAAGAAGCCGCUCGACGCCUCCUCUCUCGUCUGGAAACUCCUUUUGAGCAAGCUUGGGCCAUCACGUUCGAAAAUUCGGGCUUGAUCUCCGGUCUUCAGUUCAUCCAGGACCUUGGCAUCUGGACGAAAUGGACAGAGGCUGACAAGCAGAGCCCAGGGACAGCCAGGACCCUGGAUGAGCUGCUAGGUUGGGCCAACGCAAGCUGCGAGCCGAACCUUUUACGCCGGUUUCUCAGGCAAAUUGCCGCUCUAUACUACAUUGAUGAAGUUGGCGUCGAUACCUGGAAGCCCACCCCUUUCUCUUUAGCCUUGGGGCAUAAGGAAACAUACGGCGGCGAUGUGAUCAAGGCAGGAAUGGACCAUGCCAUGCCCUGUGGGAAUAACCUACCACGCUUCUUGGCCAAGAACGCAUAUAAAGAACCGCUCGACAUCGCCACGUUUGACAACUACCGCGAUGUCUUCGGCCGCGACUUCUUCGCCUAUGUCCAGGACCAUCCAGAGGCUGGAGGUUCGUUCCAGGGUGUCAUGGCCGCACUAACGCAUUACAAGAUGGUCUGGACCGAUGUUUAUGACACGACGCCCCUCGUAGCCGGCGCCGACUUGAGCAAGCCUCUCUUUGUCGACGUCGGCGGCGCCCAAGGCCUCGACACACAGCGUCUGCUGAGCCGCCAUCCCGACCUUCCCGCCGACGUCCUCUUCGUCGAGGACCUGCCUGAAGUAGUCACCACCCAUGGGAAGGAGAAGCUUGACGAUCGCAUUCGCAAGCUUGCCCAUGACUUUUUCCAGCCUCAGCCCAUCGUCGGCGCGCGGGCCUACUUCUUCCACGCGGUGCCGCAUGACUGGCCUGAUGCGGACGUGGCGCGCAUGUUUGCCGAGGUGAAGAAGGUCAUGACGCCGGGAUAUUCGAAGCUGUUGGUCUACGAGGUCAUCAUGCCUGCGCAGGGAGCGUCACACUUGGCGGCGACGCUGGAUCUGGCCCUGAUGAGCUGCACAAGUGGUCUGGAGAGGACCGAAGAGGCUUGGAGGAGAUUGUUGAAGGAAUGCGGGUUUAAGAUCGUGAGCAUCUCCAGGCAUCCGAGGGCCCUGGAGAGUGUUAUCGAGGCUGAGAUGGAAUGA
Messenger RNA from Clonostachys rhizophaga, 1194 nucleotides. NCBI's taxonomy places the organism in Eukaryota, Fungi, Ascomycota, Sordariomycetes, Hypocreales, Bionectriaceae. The record is from the annotation of a GenBank genome assembly.